Molecule: messenger RNA, 1099 nt
Organism: Paramormyrops kingsleyae
Lineage: Eukaryota; Metazoa; Chordata; Actinopteri; Osteoglossiformes; Mormyridae
Source: RefSeq, a predicted model, not a curated record
UACGUGGCCCUCACUCUCUCCCCUCAUUGGCUGCCUGAAUUAUUGAUUUGGCAGCAGAGAGAUAGUCUUGCAUCUCGCUGCUAAGCAAGGCUCAGCCCUGUGCAGUGGUGCCUGGAAGAGGGGGAAUGACUUUGGGCUGGUCUGGAGCGGCCGUUUCUGGUGAGAGCGGAGUGACUUUGGGCCAGUGUGGAGUGGGUGUUUCUGGGGAGAGUGGAGUGACUUUGGGCCGGUGUGGAGUGGGUGUUUCUGGGGAGAGUGGAGUGACUUUGGGCCGGUGUGGAGCAGGCACUGGGAGCGCUGAUUGACAUUGGCCCAGCCCUGUGAAGGCAUUUCUGUGGAGAGUCAAGUGCCACUGGCCCAGCCCUGCUGUGCCUCGUUUGGGAGAAGUUGCUGAUUGAGGAGACGGCAGAGAAUGGCAGAGGAAAUGCAGGGAAGUGGGUCCGGGCCUUACGAGGGCAUCUGUCGCUACACGCAGAAGAUCACCUCCUGUUUUGGACUGGAUGAGGAUCCGGGGGUGGAGAUCUCUGCAGGACACAGAGUGGCCCAGGCCCAGGACAGCCACAGACCCAUGGAGAAGCCAGUGAUCCAGUGUCACAAGUGCAGGGAGCCAUGCAAGGGGGAGGUGCUGAGGGUGCAGUCCAAGCACUUUCAUAUCAGGUGCUUCACUUGUAAAGUGUGUGGCUGCGAUUUGGCCCAGGGCGGCUUCUUCAUGAAGAACGGGGAUUAUCUCUGCACCCUGGACUACCAGCGCAUGCACGGGACCCGCUGCAAUGGCUGUGGGGACUUUGUGGAGGGUGAGGUGGUCACUGCAUUGGGCAAGACCUACCACCCCGCCUGCUUCGUUUGCACCCUGUGCAAGCGCCCGUUUCCUGCUGGGGACCGAGUCACCUUCAACGGGAAAGACUGCUUGUGUCAGCGCUGCGUCGAACCCGUGUCGCCCACGCCAAGGGACAUCUGCGGCUCCAGCAGCUGUGCCGGAUGUGGAAGGGACAUUAAGAAUGGUCAGGCCCUGCUGGCCCUCGACAGGCAAUGGCACCUGGGCUGCUUCAAGUGUAAAGCCUGCAACAAGGUGCUGAGUGGAGAGUACAUCAGCAAGUGA